Molecule: messenger RNA, 1160 nt
Organism: Malania oleifera
Lineage: Eukaryota; Viridiplantae; Streptophyta; Magnoliopsida; Santalales; Ximeniaceae
Product: protein LEAD-SENSITIVE 1
Exons: 3
Coding region: 244-1020 (258 amino acids)
Source: RefSeq, a predicted model, not a curated record
AAAAAAACAAAAAAACAUGCAACAGGCGUAAGUCAUCGUCACCCUGACGACUAUCGUCGCCAAUUCAGUCGAGAUGAUCGCGGCUAUCGAUGAUCCCAACCUUUCCUGAUUAAAAGAGAAGAAAAUAAUUCUACUGGUAGCGGUUGUUAAACAGAUUCUUAGUGUAAAAUUUGUGGAAGGAAAAAACCUGCAUUUUUUAGUGAUCGAUCUAUUUGGACGAGGAGCAGAAAACGGAAGCAAGAGAUGGGUCUUCUCACUCACAGAGUCGAGAGGCCUGAGAUCAAACCUGGCGAUCAUAUCUACAGUUGGAGGGCUAUCUUCACUUACUCUCACCAUGGUAUCUUUGUUGGAGGAAGCAAGGUUGUUCAUUUUACUCCUGAACGGGAUUCAAAUUCGGCUGCUGAGACCUCUCUGGACACAUAUGACUUAAUGUCCAGUCGCCCGUCAGCCUGCUCAAUUGUUCCAGACUGUGGAUUCAGGCAACCCAACAGUGGAGUAGUCCUCUCCUGUCUGGACUGCUUCCUCGGAAGGGGAUCCCUUUAUUGCUUUGAAUAUGGAGUUACUCCAUCUGUUUUCCUUGCCAAAGUACGGGGCGGAACAUGCACCACUGCGCCAUCUGACCCACCAGAAACAGUCAUCCACAGGGCAAUGUAUUUGCUUCAAAAUGGAUUUGGGAAUUAUGAUCUGUUCGAGAACAAUUGUGAGGACUUUGCAUUGUACUGCAAAACUGGUCUUCUUACAGUCGAUAGGUCUGGAGUUGGAAAAAGUGGUCAAGCUUCUUCUAUCAUUGGUGCCCCAUUGGCCGCCCUUCUCUCUUCCCCUUUAAAUCUGUUAAUGCCAAGCCCUAUUGGUGUGGCUACUGUAACAGCUGGAAUGUACUGUAUGAGCAGGUAUGCUACUGAUAUAGGCAUUCGAACUGAUGUGGUCAAAGUGGCGGUGGAGGACUUGGCCAUGAACCUUGGUUGGACAAGUCAUCAGGCCGAAGAGGAGCUAGGCUUUAACAGACAAGUUUCCAUCUGAUAUGAAUCUCAUUGUUUGUGUAUUAGGAUCCACAUGCAUUUGUUAUUGACAAACCGGUUAACGAACAAACAUUUGUAUUCGUGAACCUGUGAUAUGAGGGUGUUAUUUUAUGAGCUCCUUGGGAAAUAUGUUGGUCAGAA